AUGGCCUUGGUGUGUCUGACAGACUUUGAGGCACAAGCACGACAGCGGCUGUCUAAGUCAACUUGGGAUUUUAUUGAAGGAGGCGCUGACGAAGGCAUCACACGGGUCGAAAAUGUCACAGCAUUUAAAAAGAUCCGCCUCCGUCCCCGGUACCUGAGAGAUGUGUCCAAGGUGGAUACCAGGACCACAAUCCAGGGGGAGGAGAUCAGUGCCCCCAUUUGCAUCUCACCCACAUCUUUCCACUGCCUUGCCUGGCCUGAUGGAGAAAUGAGCACAGCCAGAGCUGCCCAAGCAACUGGCAUCUGCUACGUCACCAGCACAUAUGCCAGUUGUAGCCUAGAAAAUAUUGUUGCUGCUGCUCCCAGAGGCCUCAGAUGGUUCCAACUCUAUGUGCAGACAGACCAGCAGCUAAACAAACAGCUGAUCCAGAGGGCAGAAUCCCUGGGCUUCAAAGCUUUGGUAAUCACCGUAGAUGUACCCAUGCAUGGCAACAGGCGACAAGACAUUCGAAACCAACUGGACUUGAAGGGGAACUUAAUGCUAAAGGAUCUUCAGUCGCCUAAGGAGGGAAAUUCAAUACCUUAUUGCCAGAUGUCCUUCAUUAGCUCAUCUCUCUGCUGGGAUAAUCUCUCCUGGCUUCAGAGCAUAACUCGACUGCCCAUCAUCCUAAAAGGGAUUUUGACAAAAGAGGAUGCAGAGUUAGCCGUGAAGCACAAUGUCCACGGCAUCAUUGUUUCCAAUCAUGGUGGGAGGCAGCUCGAUGAGGUUCCCGCUUCAAUUGAUGCUCUGACAGAAGUGGCAACUGCUGUCAAAGGGAAAAUUGAAGUGUACCUGGAUGGUGGGGUCCGAACUGGCAAUGAUGUGCUAAAGGCCCUGGCCCUCGGAGCUAAGUGCAUAUUUCUUGGGAGACCAAUCCUAUGGGGUCUCGCCUGCAAGGGUGAACACGGUGUUGAGGAAGUUUUGAACAUUUUAAAAAAUGAGUUCCACACUUCCAUGGCCCUUACAGGCUGCCGGUCAGUCGCUGAGAUCAAUCGGGACCUGAUCCAGUUCCCCAGGUUGUAA
Cynocephalus volans (Philippine flying lemur) is the source of this 1062-nucleotide messenger RNA. RefSeq names its product hydroxyacid oxidase 2 (gene HAO2). The record is from RefSeq and is a predicted model, not a curated record. The transcript has 7 exons. Gene Ontology annotation, cellular component: peroxisome. Gene Ontology annotation, molecular function: oxidoreductase activity; FMN binding. Gene Ontology annotation, biological process: fatty acid alpha-oxidation. The coding region runs from base 1 to 1062 and encodes 353 amino acids. Lineage: Eukaryota; Metazoa; Chordata; Mammalia; Dermoptera; Cynocephalidae.